AUGGACCGAUAUCAGCGCAUCGAGAAGGGUGGCUCCAUCGGUGAGGGCACGUAUGGUGUAGUGUACAAGUCACUGGACCUAAUGACCAAGCAAGUUGUGGCGCUCAAGCGCAUUCGCCUUGAAACUGAGGACGACGGUAUUCCCAGCACCGCACUUCGCGAGAUCUCGGUUCUGCGUGAGCUGGAACACCGCAACAUUGUGAGUCUACUGGACUGUCUGCAAGAGGAUGGAAAGCUCUUUCUCGUCUUUGAGUUCAUGGAUAAAGAUCUCAAGCGUCACAUGGAGCACACACUUGGCAAGCUCGAACCUGCACAGAUCAAGAGCUUCUUGUACCAAUUACUCAAGGGCCUCGCGUUCUCGCACUCGCGCGGCAUCAUGCAUCGGGAUUUGAAGCCGCAAAACUUGCUAGUGAAUGCUACGGGAGAGCUCAAGAUCGCCGACUUUGGUCUGGCGCGAGCCUUCAGCCUCCCCAUCAAGAAAUACACACACGAGGUGGUGACGCUUUGGUACCGUGCGCCCGAGAUCUUAUUGGGUCAGGAGGUGUACUCUCCGCCAGUGGAUAUUUGGUCUGUCGGUGUCAUUUUUGCCGAGAUGGUGUCCAAGAAGCCGCUUUUCCCAGGAGACUCCGAGAUCGACCAGCUCUACCGCAUCUUCAGGAGCUUCGGCACGCCCAACGAGGCGACGUGGCCAGGUGUCACAAAGCUGCGCGACUACGCACCUACGUUCCCCAAGUGGAAGAAGAAAAACAUGCGAGAGCUCUUCCCGCAGCUAGACGAGAGCGGACUCAACUUGCUGGAGUCUAUGCUGCAGUAUGACCCCGCUACAAGAAUUAGUGCAAAAGAGGCCCUGCGCCACCCUUACUUCGAUGACGUGGAUUCCGAGUAUUUGUAG
Messenger RNA from Phytophthora infestans T30-4, 891 nucleotides. RefSeq names its product cell division protein kinase, putative. The transcript is spliced from 4 exons. Lineage: Eukaryota; Oomycota; Peronosporomycetes; Peronosporales; Peronosporaceae. Gene Ontology annotation, cellular component: nucleus; cytoplasm; cyclin-dependent protein kinase holoenzyme complex. Gene Ontology annotation, molecular function: ATP binding; cyclin-dependent protein serine/threonine kinase activity; cyclin binding. Gene Ontology annotation, biological process: G1/S transition of mitotic cell cycle; protein phosphorylation; regulation of gene expression. Bases 1 to 891 code for a protein of 296 amino acids. The record is from RefSeq and is a predicted model, not a curated record.